AUUUUUUAGAAAUCUAAUGCAAAGUAAUGCAAAGUAGUUUUGCAGCUUUGCAUUUUAGUAUUCCUGUGGAUCGUCAAAUUCCGCUUUUGAUUAUCAGACUAUCUCCGCAUUACCUGCUUUUUUGGUUUAUACGUUUUGUUAACACACAGUUUUGCAAUUCUAUUAGUCCAGAAUCGACCAUUAACCACGGGAUAAUUGUUUGCAGUUUGCACAAUAAAAAGAACCCAUAAACGUUGUCCAGUUGCAGCCCAUUGAACUUCAUUGCCAUAAUGGCUACGUCAGCGGUCUCGCAGCCAGUCCGCUCGGAUUAUGAGAAGCGCGUAUCGUAUUAUUAUGAUGCAGAUGUCGGAAAUUUUUAUUAUGGUCAGGGCCAUCCCAUGAAGCCCCAUCGCAUCCGAAUGGCGCACAAUCUCAUUCUCAACUAUGGACUAUACCGGAAAAUGGAAGUGUACCGUCCCCACAAAGCGACCUGCGAGGAAAUGUCCAAAUUCCACACCGAUGAUUACAUACGCUUUCUCAAAUCCGUCAGGCCUGAUAAUUUGGCGCAGUACAAUCGCUACAUGCAGCAGUUCAAUGUGGGAGAAGAUUGCCCAGUGUUCGAUGGACUGUAUGAGUUUUGUCAGCUUUCUGCUGGUGGAUCCUUGGCUGGUGCCAUCAAGCUGAAUAAACGCCAGACCGACAUUGCCGUCAACUGGGCAGGAGGUUUGCACCACGCUAAAAAGGCCGAAGCGUCGGGCUUUUGCUACGUAAACGAUAUUGUUUUGGCCAUUUUGGAACUGCUGAAAUACCAUCAGCGUGUGUUGUAUGUGGACAUUGACGUGCACCAUGGCGAUGGCGUGGAAGAAGCUUUCUUCACCACAGAUCGCGUUCUAACGGUAUCAUAUCACAAGUAUGGCGAAUACUUCCCCGGAACUGGCGAUUUGAACGACAUCGGAGCUGGAAAAGGGAAGCACUAUGCCGUGAAUUUCCCCCUCCGGGAUGGCAUCGAUGACACCAGUUAUGAGGAGAUUUUCGCACCCGUUAUGACGAAAGUUAUGGAGUUCUACGACCCGGGAGCUGUUGUGCUCCAGUGUGGAGCUGAUUCUCUCACGGGAGAUCGAUUGGGUUGCUUUAAUCUGACUGUCAAAGGACAUGCGAAGUGCGUGGAAUUCAUGAAACGCUUUAACAAGCCGUUGUUAUUAUUGGGUGGAGGAGGCUACACAAUCAAAAACGUAGCUCGCUGUUGGACGUAUGAAACGGCCGUAGCGCUCGGAGUUGAUGUUGCUAAUGAAUUACCGUACAAUGAUUACUUCGAAUACUUUGCUCCUGACUUUAAACUCCAUAUUGCACCAUCUAAUAUGUCAAAUUUAAACUCGAGCGAGUACCUGCAAAAUGUUAAAGAGCGCUUGUUUGAAAACCUGCGCCAUAUGCCGUUCGCACCGUCUGUGCAACAGCAUGAAGUCCCCAAGGACUCUAUGGAUCUCGAUGACCUUGAACGAAUGGCCGUAGAGAAUUCCAACCCGGACGAGCGUGUACCUGAGGCCGUGAAGGAUAAGAUCCGUGAGCGGAGCACUGAUGAUUUGGAUACGGCGGAAGGAGGAGAGGCGUCGAAUGAUCGCAAUGCGGAUAGCAAUGGAGAAAUUAUACAUCCAAGCGGAGCCAGGAAACGUCUCUUGCCGCAGGGUUUCGGCGAGCGUGAUGACGAUGGACCAUCCAGCAGGACACCAACCGCGGUAAGUGCUGCAGUACAACCGGAGCAAGCAUCUGCUGAGCCUAUGGAUCUGGGUGCCGGGAAUGAGCUGAUCAAGGCUGACGACCGAGAGGCACAAAAAGAAAAUCCCACUGUCUAAUUUUAUUGUUUUUUAUGGAAGUGCUGUUCCGAUAUUUUAACUUUAUUGUCAUGAUGGUCACUUUUGCAUGUUGGACACUUUGUUAUGAGCUUGUGCUAUCGGUAUUUUUUGUUGAGUCAUGGUAUUACUUAUUGGCAUGCGUGUUCUCAUGGUUAUAACUCGCCGCUGCUUUUUUAAAUUUAAUUUUGAACUAUUUGUGACGGUACCUAUUUUUUCCUCAACUGUACUGCACCUUUUUAUGACAGCGACAUUCGCAUCUGUAUGAAAUUAUCACAAGCUUAUUGUCUUUUUGCACUUUAAGGUUGUAUUGUGUCAGCCAUCAGAGUGAUCAGACUUACAACCAUCACCGAAGGUCCGAAACCAUACGGAGUAGUAGUUGUUGUAAUAAAUUCAGUAAAAACUUGG
Paramacrobiotus metropolitanus is the source of this 2234-nucleotide messenger RNA. RefSeq names its product probable histone deacetylase 1-B. The transcript has 4 exons. Lineage: Eukaryota; Metazoa; Tardigrada; Eutardigrada; Parachela; Macrobiotidae. The record is from RefSeq and is a predicted model, not a curated record. Bases 270 to 1829 code for a protein of 519 amino acids. Gene Ontology annotation, molecular function: histone deacetylase activity.